Molecule: messenger RNA, 1776 nt
Organism: Knipowitschia caucasica
Lineage: Eukaryota; Metazoa; Chordata; Actinopteri; Gobiiformes; Gobiidae
Source: the annotation of a GenBank genome assembly
AUGCAGUGGGUGGCCCUGGCCAUCACCCUGGGGUGUGUGUGCCUGUCGCGCUCCUCACACGGGCCCACCCCCACCCCCACCUCCACACACACCCCCAUGGUGGACAGCUCUGAUGAGGAGGUGGAUGAGCCCUGCUUCGAGCCCUGCGCCUGCGAAGUCAAAGAGGGCGUCCUCCAGGUGCACUGCGACGCCAGGGGCUUCACCAACGCCAGCCAGGUGGCUCACUCCUGGGUGCGCCCCUUCAACCUGAACCUGCAGAGGAACACGCUGCGGCGCUUGUACGCAAACACCUUCCAUCACCUUGGCAACGCUGUGCUUCUCAACCUGGGGAGCACGGCGCUGCAGGACAUCAAAGUGGGCGCCUUCAACGGGCUGGCCAAGCUGCGGAGGCUCUAUCUGCACGAGAACAAGCUGGACGUGUUCCGCAAUGACACUUUCUUAGGCCUGGAGGCGCUAGAGUAUCUCCAGGCUGACUACAAUGUGAUCAAACGAAUAGACAGCGGCGCCCUGAGGUUCCUCCACAAGCUGCGAGUGCUCAUUCUCAACGACAACCUGAUCCCCGCUUUGCCCGCGCACCUCUUCAGGUCGGUCUCCCUGACUCACCUGGACCUGCGAGGGAACCGUCUGAAGAGCCUGACGUUGGCGGGGACGCUGGAGUACGUGGGGCGCUCUCUGAUGGAGCUGCAGCUGGAGGAGAACCCCUGGAACUGCGGGUGUGAGGCCCUGCAGCUGCAGACGUGGCUGGGACAGAUCCCCUACACCGCUGUGGUGGGGGACGUCACCUGCGAAUACCCCUUCCACCUCCACGGCAAGGACCUACGCGAAAUCCCCCGCAAAGAGCUGUGCGCCACCCUGCCCGACAAAGACCUGCAGUCUGAGGGCGGGCCACAGCCUCGCCACCCCCCCUCCAAAGCCAAGCCCCGGGUGAUACCGACCAAGCCGUCCUCGAUGGUCCACGGGUCUCGGCAGAACACGCACACCUCCACCUCCUCCUCGUCCUCCUCCUCGUCCGCUGAGCGCAACAACAAACAGCCCCGGCCGACGAAGAGACCGCGGGCCUCCAGGACUCCCCCGACCGCGCGCAGCCCCCAAAACCCUCCCGUGGCCGGCUACCAAACCCGCCCACCCAUCCCCAUCAUCUGCCCCAUGGGAUGCACCUGCAACCUCCACAUCAUCGACCUGGGCCUGACCGUCAACUGCAAAGAGUGCGGCUUUCUCAACGUCUCGCAGCUCGCACCCAGGCCUCUGAACGGGCGCAAGUUGUACCUGAGCGGGAAUCUCAUCCAGCGCAUCUACCGCACGGAUUUCUGGAACUUCUCCAGUCUGGAUCUGCUGCAUUUGGGGAACAACCGGAUCUCGCACCUCCAAGAAGGGGCGUUCUCCAGCCUGAGCAGCCUGCGGAGCCUCUACCUCAACGGGAAUAACCUGGAGAAGCUCAGCCCGGAUAUGUUCCUCGGCCUCUACAAUCUGAGGUACCUCUACUUCGAAUACAACGAGAUCCACCACAUCGACCGCGGCACCUUCAACACCAUGCCCUCUCUCCAGCUGCUCUUCCUGAACGCCAACCUGCUGCGGAGCCUUCCUCUGGGGGUCUUCUCCGGGGUCAACCUGGCCCGAUUAAACCUGCGCAACAACCACCUCCUCCAGCUGCCCAUGGAGGGGGUCCUGGAGCACCUGACGGCUCUGGUGCAGGUCAGUCAAAGAGCGAGCGUGACCAAUGCUUGUUGGAGUUUGGCAAAGUUUUCCAGAGUCAGAGGCCUUAGAAGUCGGAAGUAA